Molecule: messenger RNA, 1171 nt
Organism: Abrus precatorius (Indian licorice)
Lineage: Eukaryota; Viridiplantae; Streptophyta; Magnoliopsida; Fabales; Fabaceae
Exons: 5
Coding region: 270-866 (198 amino acids)
Molecular function (GO): RNA binding
Source: RefSeq, a predicted model, not a curated record
AACCAGACAUCAUAGAAUUUCUGUUCUCCGUUGUUUUCCUUCGUUUUUCUUCGUUGCCUCUCACCAUGCCCUAACACAGAUUUUUCUUCACUCUUUCGGAUCAAUUGCUUCGCACUCUCAUAUUUCGAUUUGAUUGGGAUUUCGUUCUGUAAGCUAUCAAGCACAGGUUGACUUAGAGGUGAAUAGACUACAGAGCACUGUGAAUGAAAAAUCUCAACUGAUUCCGUAGACAGAUAUUUUUGCUGACAGGGUGUCAUUCACUUUAUUGCAUGGAGUCAUCAGCAGAAGAGUAUGCUGCAUUCAAACUGAAAGUUAGUAGGACAGUAUACUUUGACAACCUGUCACCACAGGUCACUGAAUCUGUGAUUAGAACUGCUCUUGACCAGUUUGCAACUGUGAAAAGUGUCAAAUUUAUUCCCAACUACAUUGGACCAAGCAAUCUGCCACAAUGUGCAUUAGUAGAAUUUGAAUCGACCAAGAAGGCCAAGGAAGUUAUAUCAAUGAUAGGGCAGUAUCCUUUUAUGAUGUCUGGGAUGCCACGGCCUGUAAGGGCUCAGCAUGCUGUGAUGGAGAUGUUUGAUGAUCGGCCAAGGAAGCCUAACAGAAAGAUAAUAUGCCGGUGGUUGGAUCCAAGUGAUCCUGAUUUUGAGGUGGCAAAGGAACUAAAGAAUCUUACACGCAAACAUGCUGCAGAAAUAGAUUUCCUGCACAAACUGCAACUGAAGGAAGAAGAGAAGCUUGCGAAGCAGCAGGAAGAGACGCUUGAAGUGCAUUACAAAAAGUUCAAGAUGAUAGAAGGCAUUAUGGCUGAUAGAACUGCCCAUCGUUUGGCACGAAUGUAUAAUCUGCAUGUUGCAGAUGAUUGAAGGCUUCUUUUGGAUUACCAAUUCAUGUAAAUCGCUUUUUUCUAUUUUUCUGGUUAGGAUUAAGGUUUGAUGCUCCGUUCUACUACGACUAAAGAAGCUCAGUUAGUCAUGAUGUAUAUAAUAUGCUCUUCAAUCCAUGCCAAUUUCAUUUUCUCAUGAGCUCAUUUCUGAGGCUUCGCCCUUAAUAAAACUUCUAUGGCCAUAGUUUGGUACAAUCAUCUCUUUUGUUUUUUACUCAGGAAUAUACUCCAGAGACAAAAACAAACCAUUUUCUUUGAUUUAAUUGUUAAAAAUGUCAUCUUCCC